Molecule: messenger RNA, 1283 nt
Organism: Macrosteles quadrilineatus (aster leafhopper)
Lineage: Eukaryota; Metazoa; Arthropoda; Insecta; Hemiptera; Cicadellidae
Product: homeobox protein TGIF2-like
Exons: 6
Coding region: 277-1143 (288 amino acids)
Biological process (GO): regulation of transcription by RNA polymerase II
Molecular function (GO): RNA polymerase II cis-regulatory region sequence-specific DNA binding; DNA-binding transcription factor activity, RNA polymerase II-specific
Source: RefSeq, a predicted model, not a curated record
GUGCCGCUCGUACCUUUCAUGCUUUCAACGGGUCCUUCAAUUCUCGUUUUCUGAAGCGGUUAGACAGUUCAGACUAUCUUAAAAUUUAUACAAAAGAAACAUUCAUUUAAAAACGUAUCUUAAUCGAUUUGUGUUAAAAUAAUAACGUGCCUUGCUUUUCUACUUUGAAUGGGUCGUCGUUACGAUCAUUUCAGCAAUAACUUUCGGCUUAGAAUCCAUGUGUCACAUUGACAUUUGAAAGCUCUCGGUUGUUGUUAUUUUAAGACAAACUGCACGAUGUUGAAAACCAAGAUUUAUGAUGUUCCAAUCAAACAAGAACCCUUGGAUUUACAACCCAUCAAGAUAGAAAGGGAAGAUGUAGACGACACGGAGACUAUGGUGAUUGAACUUCAACACUCUAAUGGACUUGUGCUAAACUCUAGACUCCAAGCUCAGCCAUCACAAAGGACAGUAGCCGGUCGUGACAGGUUUUCGUCCAGUAGUGCAGAAGACUCAAGUUCUGAGCCUGAACAUGACUCGCACAAUCAAAACAACAAAACAUGGCUCAACUCUGCAGGCUCAGUACGCAAGAGGAGGGGGAACCUACCCAAACACUCGGUGAAGAUAUUGAAGCGCUGGCUGUACGAACACCGCUACAACGCUUAUCCCAACGACAGUGAGAAACUCACACUCAGCCAGGAGGCAAACCUCACAGUCCUACAGGUGUGCAACUGGUUUAUAAAUGCCAGACGUCGUAUCCUGCCUGAGAUGAUAAGACGAGAAGGCAACGACCCGCAGCACUACACGAUCUCACGACGGGGCAAGAAGUCUUCCAGUAACGGCUCGGCGAGGGGCAGCACGGGGCGAGGCGGGGGUAACGACAGUCCAGAGUAUGAGAGCAGCUCUCCCAGUGAGGAGGACCCUCCCACUGUACCCUGGACGGAGCUGAUCGUGUCUAGCUUCGAAUGUAACAGCCCCGCUUACACCACCACCACCUCCAAGAACCCGGAAGAGUUCUGGAGUGCUCACAUAGGCAGUGAAGUGGCCAUCAGGUGUGAGAACGAUCCUCCUCCUGAGGAAGAAGACCAAUUCAAGUGCCUAAGACUCUUGGUGGAGACCGCAGUCGCGGUCCGUCAGAAGGAGGAGGCCUCGGUGCGCGCGUAGCCCCAGUACCUGCCGACAAAGCUGCCGAUUUCUUAUUAGUUGUUGCGUAUGACAGCCGGCCAGCAUUUUUUGUGAUGAGCUCGCCGUGCUGGGUAUUUUUACCACUAGAUGAUAUUGUUGAAAUAAAAGUUUCCUUGGUA